Messenger RNA from Penicillium coprophilum, 3834 nucleotides. RefSeq lists its product as uncharacterized. The transcript has 6 exons. Bases 1 to 3834 code for a protein of 1277 amino acids. Gene Ontology annotation, cellular component: membrane. Gene Ontology annotation, molecular function: protein binding. The record is from RefSeq and is a predicted model, not a curated record. NCBI's taxonomy places the organism in Eukaryota, Fungi, Ascomycota, Eurotiomycetes, Eurotiales, Aspergillaceae.
AUGGAGAACUCGCCUUCCAUCUCCCUCGUGGAUAAUACCGUCCCACAGCAACCCACCGGUGAAGCACUCCAACCACGCACAUCCACCCUCAGUCAACAAGGAAGUUUGACGAAGCACUUGAGUCGUGCAUCCGUCCAUAGCCAGCUCGCAAAACGGAAAUACGCAAAAUGGCAACCCCAAAGACUGGGUAUCGCACCCGACACAAACGACUCGCUCAGUCGAGAAUCGUCCCAGGUGCGCGGAGAGUCAAUCUCCGCAAGCUCCGCUGGAGAAGGCAGCAGGGGUAGAGACGUCGAAACAGCACAGCUUGCGCCUUCUCGAGUGUCAACUCAUAACAGCAAUGGCAGCGCCCAGCUGAACGGAGUAGGAGACCAGACCAACGGCCGCGAGGAGACCAAAUCGUACUCGGAAAUGGACGUUCUCUACGAGAACCAGCGGGGCUGCGCCUGGAUGACCCAGGACCGCAGAGCCAGUCCUGUUAAUAUCACGAAUGCCCAGCUGCCUGAUCCGAGCUGGGAAUGGGCGUGGAAGACAUGGUAUGCUGAUAUGUCUGGUGAUACCGAUGAGCAAGGCUGGCAGUAUUCUUUUUCGUUUUCCUCAUCUUCGUGGCAUGGUACACAACCGUGGUUUCAUUCAUUUGUUCGGAGGAGACGGUGGGUGAGACUACGGACUAAAGCUCAUCAACGGCGGACCCUUGGUCGCUCGGACUUUGAGAAAGCGCAUAUGCUUACUGAGGACUAUUUUACUAUUCAUUCGUCCAAGGUCAGAAGUCGGGACCAGAGCACUGCCGGACUGUCCCGGGUGGAAUCCGGGUUGAAUCGUGCGAGUAUGACGGUUGAUGAGGAGCCAUAUGUCGACGAAAUUGGGGAUAUACCCAGCUUGAUGCAUGCUUUGAAAUUGGCUUCCAUUGAUCGAGAGAAGAUUGAUGCACUGAAGAAGUUUAUCGAGGACGGGGGCGACGAGCUCUAUUAUCUGAAUGACAAGCAUCAGAUACCAGAUAUAAUGCCCAUGUUCCUAUUCCAGACCUCCCGCUGGCAAUUUGUAACAUAUCUUUACGGUGUCAUUCGUGAGCUGUCUCAAACUCCCAGUGAUUCUGAUAAGGACGCCGAUGCAAUCCAACGCAAGAAAGAUAAUCUCGCUCGCGCUGCAGAAUCUUGCAAGCGCCAUAUUACCGGUCCGGAUGUUUUUAAAGGUGAUCAUGGAGAGUCAGCAACGGGAUUGUUAGACUUGACUCCGGUAACCAAGCAAGAUACAUUAAUGUCCAAACGACCGGUCUUGGAGGAGCGAGCGAGGUCAACGAGGCGGGUAUUCAGGGGCAUUCCCAAGGCUGCGGAGAUUGACCAGCCAAGCUCCGGCCACCGCCUACCCGUUCGGCGGCCAGCAAUUUUCGGGGCAAAAAGGUCCAUCGAAAAACACCUCAGCAACGCGCCCAAUUCUUGUCCUUUUAUUCAUGUCUCCGGUGCCACUAGAGCAUCGUCCCUUAUGCUCUUGCGUGGCUGCCCGUGUCUAAGGAGGCGUGUGUCUGCCGUCUUGGACACUGUCGCGACUGGCCCCGAUGAGCCUCUUCUGUUUCUCUAUCCCCGCUGGGCUGCGCCUGCUUUGCAACGCCGACAAAUAUCUUCCCUGAAACCGAGUAAUUCCGCCCCCUACCCCUCGUUUUCUCGACACUCGCGCCAAUGGAUUUCCUCUGGGUCUUCCUCUUCGGCUCCUGACGGUGCAAACUUACAAUAUGCCCCUCCAUUGGCUGGAGAGCACCUUAAGAUAAAUGAAGGCAAGGAAAUUGGCUCCGAAGAUUUGAAUAAAAGUGGAGGAGGCCGGCUCUCCGCAGGCCAGAGACAACCUAUCAAUGCGCUCACAGAUGUCGAACACGCCACUCCGCGGAUACCACUACGUGGCUUCGCGUUGACGAGAGCAAAGAGAAUACAGAAGGGUCGACUGCACAACAAAUCCCCGCACGCAAAACCUUCGUCUCCCACACAGAAACAACUUUUUUUACGAAAUACAUCGAUUCGAGAUCGGAAGAAGUUACGGUUUCGCGAAUAUAUGAAGAAAAAAUACCAAGCUCGCUCAGCAAAGCUCUACGACAAUGCUUGGUUUGAUACUAAAGACAUUCUGGAUCAAGUGUACCGCGAUAUUCGGAAAAAUCCCAAGAAGAGUCUGAACAAGAAAGAGAUACUUGUACCGGAGGAGACCCUCGCCCUGUUCUCUGGUGUGACUCGUCAUACGUUGAAAGAUAAUAUUUGGUACAUUCCGAUCCACAAUGGAUGUCGUGUGCACAUCCUACCUGCAAGUCAGAGCAAGGGAUUACUCCGUCGAGUCGUUUUGAGUGCCACGGACCAUAUUAUGGCGCUGGUGGAAGGGCAUUUCACCCGCGCGCAGAGCCUACAAGCCAUGGGGGAUCCCCUUGUUGAUAUCCACAAACCACCGGUCCCAAUGUGCCUUUCUCGCGGCGCGAUGCAGCGCUCGAAGCUGCCUGUGCCGUUGAUCCGUGGAAAUUGGCAUUUCGGUGAAACGUCGGAUGGCAGCUCAAAUCUAGACGAGAUUCUGCUGCCUCGUCCGGUUAUCGCCACCGUGAAGGAGUUCAACGAGCACAUCGAGGAUGUCACUUCUGCGAGGCAACCAACGCUUGAUGAGAAGGCCAUGUCUUUGUCAAAGCUUCCGCACGUGGUCCGGAUUAAACUACACCUGGAGGCGCUAUUCAUGGCAGAAGCAUACUCCAAUUACAUCUCGACUGCAGCAUUGAAUAGUGCGCUGGAAUUUCUUUGUCGACAUGAGUUCCUUGAGACUGCUCGAGCUUUGUGUUCAUGCACAGAGCAUGUAGCUACCACUGAUACAUAUAACAUCCUGUUGCGGGCUGCUGCGCGGCGUCAGGAUGUGGGCGUUUUCCGUCAUUUCCUGCGGACAAUGCCUAAAUUAGACAUGCGUCCAAACCCAGAAACAUGGCUUGCAUUGCUCAGCGCCCUGGUCGUCCCCAGCGAAAAAGCCCAACUCAUUGAACAUAUGGUCCAGCGUGGUCACAUGUCCAAUCUUUCCACCAUCCACAGCGCGCUCCAGGAGACAAUCCAAGAUUCGCUUUUGAUGUUCAGUGUGGUUGCUCGAUUGAAGGAUUUUGAUUCCAUAGACCGGCUCAUGGAAAUCUGCAUCGAGAACAAUCUCACCGUUGACAGUUACCCGCUCAGCCAUAUUGUGCAAGCCCUGGGCGCGAAAAUCCACAUGGCUUUGCAUUAUACCCUGCGGUUUUUCGAGCACCCUUUGUUCGAGGUGACUGCACAAAAUUGGGAGGAUUUGUUUUUGGCCGCAUUUAGACGCCGCCAGUAUAACCUUUGUCUGGUUAUAUGGCGGUAUUCCUGCAUGAAGAGAACCGUUACCUACAAGAUGAAGCAGGCUGUUUUGGCUUCCUUAUGUCGCAACGCCUCUUUCAGUAAAUCCACGAAACUUGACAAAGAUUUGUGGAGCUCCGACGCCGGCAAGGUCAUUAUCGGUAUCGACGUGCACCAUGAAAGCUACAGGCUUCCAGAUUCCAUUCUGAACGAUAUUCCCUCCGAGUUCCGUCACAAUCCUGUUCUCUACCUUAUCGGAUGGAAGCCCCGGGGUGAGAAGCGUGAUCUCCAAAUCCGCCUUGCCAAUGCCCUCAUCAAACGCGACCUCAUUCUUGGUGCAACCCGCUACGCCCCCCAGCAUCCUUCCCCGAUUAUGCUGGAUGCAGCGUCCAUCUUGGACAAGGAAUGGCGUGGUGUACCGCGGCCACUGACUUGGAAGAUGCAAAACGCCAUUCAAGUUCCCAUCGUCCGUAAGGACCAAGACCGAGAUCAAGAGAAAGACAAAGACCAAUAA